Messenger RNA from Tarenaya hassleriana, 4429 nucleotides. RefSeq names its product putative WEB family protein At1g65010, chloroplastic. Gene Ontology annotation, biological process: reciprocal meiotic recombination. The coding region runs from base 333 to 4211 and encodes 1292 amino acids. The record is from RefSeq and is a predicted model, not a curated record. The transcript has 4 exons. NCBI's taxonomy places the organism in Eukaryota, Viridiplantae, Streptophyta, Magnoliopsida, Brassicales, Cleomaceae.
AGAAAACUAAUAUGGUAGCGAGAGAGAGGGAGAUAGAGGGUGACCACUCUGUGGAGGUUCCAUAACCCAGACGUCUCUUCUUCUCUCUGGUUUCUUAGUGCAAAAAUAUCUCUGUGUUUGGUUGUAAAGCUCAUUACUUUUUUGGAGCAGCGACCAAUUCGAACCGGGGAAGACAAAACAUCAUACCAGGAUCGAUCCGGGUUCUUGUUAGCAUCUCGCAUUCAUGUCGGAAGUUGAGUUUCAUUCCUCGGAAUUUUGGGGUUUUCUGUGAAUCUUGAUUCUCUCUGCAUUCUGUGCUGCCUCUUGCGUUUGAAGCUUUUUCUCCUGCAACAAUGGCGUCGAGAACCAAGACCGGGUUACUGGAGACUCCUCGGAGCAAACCAUCUCCACCAGCUCCUAGAGUGAGUAAACUUCCGGCUGCUAAAUCAGAUGGUAAUUCACCAUCUCCAUUGCCAAGCUCGCGUCUUUCUCUUGAUCGAUCCCCACAAUCAGUUAACUCGAAGCUUGUUUCUGAUCGGCGGAAUGCUAGGGUUCCUACUCCACCCGAGAAAGUGCAACCACGGUUGGGGUUGGUCAAGGGAUCUGAUCUGCAGGCUCAGCUGAAUCAAGUUCAAGAAGAUCUAAAGAAAGCCAAUGAGCAGAUAGAAUUUCUCAAGAAAGAGAAAGCUAAGGCACUUGAUGAUCUUAAACAAUCUGAGAAAUUGGCGGAAGAAGCCAAUGAGAAACUCAGAGAGGCAUUGGAAGCUCAGAAACGAGCUGAGGAAGUUUCCGAGAUUGAGAAAUUACGAGCAGUUGAACUGGAACAUGCGGGAAUCGAGGCUGUUCAGAAAAAAGAAGCGUGGCUGAAAGAGGUGGAAUCUAUCAGAAACCAGCACACUUUGGACAUUUCAGCUCUCCUCUCUACCACAGAAGAACUCCAGAGGGUUAAACAAGAAUUGGCCAUGACUGCUGAUGCCAAGAACAAGGCACUCAACCACGCCGAGGAAGCCACGAAGAUCGCGGAAAUUCAGGCCGAGAAGGUGGAGAUUCUUUCUUCCGAGUUAAGCCGUUUAAAGGUUUUUCUCGGUUCAAAGGAAGAAAAAGUGGGUACAGAAGGAAACGAGGUGGUUUCCAAGCUAAAAUCUGAAAUCGAAAUGUUGAAGGGGAAACUCGAGAAAGUUAGUAUCCUUGAGAAAACUCUGGAGGAGCAAGAAGGUGCCAUAGAACAGCUUCAUGUCAAUCUAGAAGCUGCUAAAAUAGCUGAAUCUUGUGCUAAUAACUUGGCAGCAGAGUGGAAGAAAAAGGUCGAUGAACUAGAAAAACAAGUUGAAGAAUCAAACAAGUUGAGGAGAUCUGCUUCAGAAUCUAUGGAGUCUGUUAUGAAGCAGGCAGAGGAAAACAGUCAGCUGCUGCACAAGGCAAAGUCAGACAAUGACACACUACGAGAAGCCCUAGAGAUGCUAGAGAUGACGAUUGAACAACAAAAACAAGAUCUCGAGGAAUCAGUACGCCAAGCCUGCAUCGCAAAGGAAGAAAGUUCUAAGCUGAAAAAGGUUAUCGAAUCAAUGAAAUCUGACCUUGAAACUGCGGAAAAGGAAAUGGCUAGGGCUUUGGACAAUGAAAAGGUUGCAACAGAAGAUAUUCAUAACCUAUUGAAAGAAAAGAGGGACCUUGAAAGCGAGUUGGAAAGCUUUAAGAAAAAAGAAGAGGAGAGCAAGGAAGCUAUUGAAAGCUUAAAGGUGGCUUUGCAGAAAGUAUCCAGUGAAGCAGAAGAGGCGAAGAAGAAGCUCCUGACAUGUGAAGCAGAGCUUGAGAGCCAUGUAGCUGAGAUUGAAAGUUUGAAGUUGGCUGUGAAAGAAACAAAUCAGAAGUAUGAGAAAAUGCUCGAAGAUGCAAGGCAUGAAAUUGCCGAUUUGACAAGUGCUCUCGAGGAUAACAAGCAUGAGUUCCAGAAUUCUAAGAAUGGGUGGGGACAACAAGAACUUCAUUUGAUGGAUCGUGUGAAAAAAUCAGAAGAAGAAGCUUCCUCUCUGCAGAAGGAAAUAAACAAGCUGGAGAAUUUGCUUAAAGAAAGCGCGGAAGAGGCACGUGCAGCAAAAGAAGAAGAAGCCACGUCCAGAAACAAUGUUAACGAACUCGAGGAGGAGGUUAAGUAUUUGCAGGAAAUUCUUGGAGAAGCGAAAGCUGAGAGCAUGAAGCUUAAAGAGAACUUCUUGGAUAAAGAAGAUGAGCUUAAACAUAUCACUGAAGAAAACAGCAACCUCAGAGAAAGGGAAUCCUCUUUGCUGGAGAAAAUCAUGGAGUUAUCAAAGGUGAAUGAAAGUUUGGUUGAUAAGGAAACCGAACUUCAGACCCUUAUUCAAGAAGCUGAGGAGCUCAGAGGAAGGGAGGCUGCUUAUCUUCAGAAGAUUGAGGAGUUAUCGAUAGCGACAGAAAGCUUGGUUGACAAAGAAACCAAACUUCAGAGCAUUAUUGAAGAAAGUAAUGAGCUCAGAGAAAGGGAGGUUGCUUAUCUUAAGAAGAUCGAGGAGUUGUCAAUGGUGAAUGAGAGGUUGGCUGAUAAUGAAACCCAACUGCAAACCAUUGUUAAGGAAAAUGAGGAACUCCGAGAAAGGGAGUCUGCUUAUCUUAAAAAGGUUUCGGAGCUGUCAAAGGUAAAUGAGAUCUUAGCAGAUAAAGAAACAGAACUGCAGAGCACUAUUCAUGAAAACGAGGAGCUCAGGGAAAGGGAGAUUGCUUAUCUGAAGAAAAUUGAGGAGUUGUCAAAGCUGCAAGAGCGUCUGCUUGAUAAAGAAAACGAGUUGCAGGGUUUGAUUCUUGAAAUCGAGGACCUCAAAGCAAAAAACACUUCAUCCCAAAAGGAGAUCGAGGAGUUAUCAGAUCUUAAUAAGAGUUUUCUUGUUAUAGAGAAUGAGUUACAUGGUGUCAUCUGCGAAAAUGUGGAGCUUAAGUCUAAGGAGGCUUCAUCACUUAAGACGAUCGAAGAUUUGUCAAAUCUUGAACAAAGUUUGCUCAAUAAAGAAAAUGAACUGAAGGCUGCUAUUGAUGAAAAUGCAAAGCUUAAGGCCAAAGCUGCUUCAUCUGUUCAGAAGAUUGAGGAGUUGUCAAAUCUUCACAAGAGUUUGCUCAUUAAAGAAAAUGAGUUAUAUGGUGUCAACUGCGAGAAUGAGGAGCUUAAGACUAAGGAGGCUUCAUCACUUAUGCAGGUUGAAGAGUUAUCAAAUCUUGAACAGAGCUUGCUCAAUAAAGAUAAUGAACUGAAGGCUUCUAUUGAUGAAAACGAAAAGCUCAAAGCCAAAGUUGCUACAUCACUUCAGAAGAUUGAGGAGUUGUCAAAUCUUAAGCAAAGUAUUCUGGAGAGAGAGAAUGAGUUGCGGGCUGUUGUUCAGGAAAACGAGGAGCUUAAAGCCAGGGAGGCGUUUUCUUUGAAGAAAAUUGAGGAAUUGCUACAUCUUGAGCAAAGUUGGCUUGAUAAAGAAAAUGAAUUUAAAAGAGUCCUUCAGGAAAAUCGUGAACUUAAAACACGGGAAUCUUCAGCGGUUCAGAAGAUAGAGGAACUGUCAAAGCUAAAAGAGAGUCUGCUUGAUAAGAAACUCGAGCUGCAGAGCAUUAUCAACGAUAAUGACGAGCUAAAAGAUAAGGAAACUUCAGCUCUUAAGAAGGCUGAGGAAUUAUCAAAGUUGCUUGAAGAAGCUUCCUCCACCAAAAAGAAACAAGAGGAAAAUGGUGAGCUCACCGACACUGAGAAAGACUAUGACUUGCUUCCAAAAAUUGUAGAAUUUUCUGAGGAAAACGGUAUCAGAAGUGGGGAAAAAACUGAGAUUUCUCAUGACGGAACCAGAGAUCAGAUCAUGCAAGAAAAUUUCGAGGAAGUGAUCGAUAAAGAGUUGGUGGAUGUUGUAGUUGAAGGCGACGGAAAAGGAAAACUGAAGGAAAGAGAUGAAGACACGGUGGAAGAGGAAUUCAAGAUGUGGGAAAGCUGCCAGAUAGAGAAGAAUGAGGUUUCAGAGACAGAGCGUGACUCGAUUGAAGAGGAAAUUGAAUCAAAAGCAGAAGGUGAUAACUUCGAUCAUGUCACCAAAGGGUUAUCGACGAUGGAAAACCUUGAUGAUCAUGGAAGUCUAUUGACAAAGGAUCAACAACUCAAGAAAAAGAAGCCUUUGCUCCGAAAAUUUGGAAAUCUGCUUAAGAAGAAGAGUACAAGCAGCAGCAGUAGCAGCAGCCAGAAGUAGAGGAUAUUGUGAGUGCACAAUGGAUAUAUGAUCUUUGCUGGUAAUAUUUUCCUUGGUUGAUUUGAUUUGCCUUUAAAUAUAAGAGUAUAGCUUAAAAUUCAAUAAGAAUUUUUUUUUAAAUAUAUGUUUUGUAUUAAUCCUAUUUUUAGGAUCUCAUUUUUUGAUUUGGGGUUAGAUUAAUUCCCAUGAAGCUGGAGACACCUACCUACCCUUUGAUA